GUUUUAUCAUCACCUGCUGUUUCCUUGAGGCAGCGUCCAGACGAUAAAGCUGGGGUAUAAAAGCCGGCCCGGGCACUGGCUCCAGAGGGAGAGGAAGCCUGGACCGUCUGACAGGAUGGUGAGCAUCUGGGCCAUCGCGCUCUUCCUGCUGGGAGCAGCCCAAGGAAAAGAAAUCUGCUAUGGUCGGCUCGGCUGCUUUUCCGACUCUGAGCCCUGGGGUGGGACUGUCAUCAGGCCCCUGAAAGUCCUUCCCUGGAGCCCCGAGAAGAUCGGCACCCGCUUCCUGCUCUACACCAACGAGAACCCAGACACCUUCCAGAAUCUCCUUCCCUCUGAUCCAUCAACGAUUGAGGCAUCGAAUUUUCAAACAGACAGGAAGACCCGCUUCAUCAUCCACGGCUUCAUAGACAAGGGCGAUGAGAGCUGGGUGCUGAAGAUGUGCAAGAACAUGUUCGAGGUGGAGGAGGUGAACUGCAUCUGCGUGGACUGGAAGAAGGGCUCGCAGACCACCUACUCGCAGGCCGUCAACAACGUGCGCGUGGUGGGCGCCCAGGUGGCCCAGAUGCUGGACGUGCUCAAGACAAACUACAGCUACUCACCCUCCCAAGUUCACCUCAUCGGCCACAGCCUGGGAGCCCACGUGGCUGGAGAGGCAGGGAGCAGGACCCCAGGCCUGGGCAGGAUCACCGGGUUGGAUCCGGUAGAAGCAAGUUUCCAGGGUACUUCUGAAGAGGUCCGACUUGAUCCCUCCGAUGCUGCCUUUGUGGAUGUGAUUCACACAGAUGCAGCUCCUCUGAUCCCCUCCUUGGGUUUUGGAACCAGUCAACUGGUUGGUCACCUUGACUUCUUCCCCAAUGGAGGAGAGGAGAUGCCGGGGUGCAAGAAGAACGCCUUGUCACAGAUUGUGGACCUGGACGGCAUCUGGUCAGGAACCAAGGACUUUGUGGCUUGCAAUCACCUAAGAAGCUACAAGUAUUACGCGGAAAGCAUCCUCAAUCCUGAUGGGUUCACUGCGUACCCCUGCGCUUCCUACAGGGCCUUUAAGUCGAACAAGUGCUUCCCCUGCCCAGACGAAGGGUGCCCGCAGAUGGGCCACUACGCCGAUAAGUUUGCUGGCAAGGCAAGCCCGGAGGAGCAGAAAUACUUCCUGAACACAGGCGAUUCCAGCAGUUUUGCCCGCUGGAGAUACGGGGUUUCCAUCACAAUGUCUGGGAGAAUGGUCACUGGUCAGGUCAAAGUUGCUCUGUUUGGAAAUAAGGGUAACACUCACCAAUAUGAUAUCUUCAGGGGGGUCCUCAAACCAGGCUCCACCCAUUCCAAUGAGUUUGACGCAGACCUGGACGUGGGAACAAUUCAGAAAGUCAAGUUCCUUUGGAAUAACCAUGUGGUAAACCCCACCCUCCCCAAAGUGGGUGCAUCCAAGAUCACCGUGCAAAAGGGAGAAGAGAAGACUGUGUACAACUUCUGUAGCACAGACACUGUGAGAGAAGACGUCCUGCUCACUCUCACGCCCUGUUAAACGCCAGGCACAAUUUGGUCGCUGUGUUAACAUCAAUAAAAUCC
Messenger RNA from Myotis myotis, 1563 nucleotides. It is a transcript of the gene PNLIPRP1, whose product is annotated as pancreatic lipase related protein 1. NCBI's taxonomy places the organism in Eukaryota, Metazoa, Chordata, Mammalia, Chiroptera, Vespertilionidae. The transcript has 13 exons. Gene Ontology annotation, biological process: lipid metabolic process. The record is from RefSeq and is a predicted model, not a curated record. Gene Ontology annotation, molecular function: protein binding; triacylglycerol lipase activity. Bases 116 to 1519 code for a protein of 467 amino acids.